UUGCGUAACAUGUGACCAUCAAACAAAAUCUUAUGGGCAUGUGGAGCUUCUUCGUGGCCAGCUCUGAUAGGCCUGGGUAUUUCUGCUUAUUCUCAACAUCCUAUCUGAUAUUCUGAGACUCAGUUUCCUCUCUAUGUGGGGAGUGACAAUCUGGCAGUAUGAGAUGAUGGCGUGAUGAUAACAGUAAUAUGUUACACCCACAGCAGAAGUUGUUGCAACAUGAUUCAAAAAAAAAAAAAAAAAAAAGAGACAUUGACACCAUUUAACUGCUCAUGACAAGUCUUUACAAAGUUUUCUACUAUGUAGUGUUUGCACUACUUUACUUAUAUGUUUGUUUUCCUUUGCAGUGUAAUAUACCAAACUACAGCUCUGACAUUUUAAUGUCAUUAUCAGGGAGGAAUCACAGCUCUACAGACACCUUUCAGUGCUCGACAUUAACCUGUCAAUCAGCUCUUAAACAUGAAAACAACUAAUAAAAAGCAGAACUUAAAUAUCCAUGUGUUUUUAUAGUUGAUAAAAGCAUUUUAUAAACCCCAAAAAGAAUCUCCCAAUUAGUAACAUGCUUCUCUUCAUACAGUGAUGAAAUUACAGCAGUGCGCUUGUGUGUUUUCCUGCUACCGUUUCCUUGACACUUCCUGUUGAAAGUUGGCCAGCACAUACAGAAGAAGAGACACAGAGAACCUCUGACAGAAAACUCUGACAGCAGCAGCAGAACAGACUUAAAGGCUGUAUUUAUGAUUUAGAAGUAGAAACUACGAUAUCAACAAAGAUCCAUUUAGUAAAGCACCAGGUGUUAGAGGAAACAACAAUGGAAUGACGGCUGGGGGAAUGAUUGGGGCAAUAAUCGUAUAACCAAGACUAUUAUAAAAAGAUACAGAGACUUUUUAGUUUAAAAUGUCAUCGAACAUUUAUGAGAAUCCAAAUUUGACUAUGAAUGUGAGAUACAGCAAAGGAGCUGGAGAGGACAGAGGAGAGAGAGAGGAGAGAGUGGUCGACAUCUACGAGAGUAUAAAUCUUCCAACAGAGGAUGGAGGAGAACACAUUCAGAAGCUUCUUCCAGCUGUUCAACGAAACCCUUUUAGAACUGCUGCACUGGUUCUGGGUCUGCUGUGUAUCCUGCUGUUAGCAGGGAUUGCUGUUUUGUCCAAGCUCUAUAUUACAGUCAUUUUGGAAAAGGAGAAGCUCAGUAUCAUUAAUGAGCAGCUGAAUAACAACCUGAGGAGCAACAAUCAAUGCCAGACAGAGGGAUGGAAGCAGUUUGGAUGUAGUUGUUACUACAUAUCUACUGACAUGAAAUCCUGGAACGACAGCAAGACAGACUGUGAGAAGAGAGGAGCCAAAUUGGUGAUAAUAAAGAACAGAGAGGAACAGGAUUUUCUCACUCAGAUGAAUAAAUAUGGAACUUCAUGGAUCGGUCUGGAGUCAAAGAAAACAUCCAGCUGGCCAGAUAAAUGGGAGUGGAUGUGGGUGGACGGAUCAAAACCACAAUAUCAAGGCUGGACUGUAGGAGUUAGUGUAAUGCCUGUGAACAGAUCUACAGCUUAUAUCAAUCUUCAGGGGACAUGGAUGCACACCAACAAUGGAUCCAAACAAUGGAUCUGUGAGAAACAGAUCAAAGAGCUUUCUUGGUAAUCUUACACUUUGACGUGUGUUGCAUGUAACUGUGAUGUAACGGGUCUGAACCGGACUAAAGACCCUCGCUGCAUGUCACUUCUUUUCUGAUAACUCUUCCUGCACCUCUGUCAAAGUGACUGUACACAAUAGAGGCAAACAUAAGAAAAUGAAAGGUACAAAACACCUCCUGCUGGCCAAAAUGUUCAAGACUUUACUAAAUAACACAGAGUCAGAAGAAGCAGACACACUGACUCUCAGAGCCUUAACAGUAGUGAAGCUAAAACAGUUUGUCCCAAGAGUAAGGCUAGAGGAAAGGUCAUAGAGCUUUCAGAAAAGGUUCAUCCACUGUGGUCCAUGAAGGAGCUCUGAGAAUCUAAAUGUUUCUGUCACAGGCUGACCCUGUGUGUGACUUCCUGCUGUAGUGUGUGUAGUAAUUUCCUGUUUUAUUUUGAAAUUUCUUGUGUGUGUUUUACUUCCCACCAGUUUGUUGUGUUAACUGUGUCUCAUUAACCCAUUAGUCUCUGUCUUUCCUCCUUUUAGUUGACAGAAUGUUAUAUUUUAUUGUGAUGUGCUUCUUUGCUUGGUUCUUUGCUUCUGACUGCCUUCACUGUGUUAUCUGGACGUGGAUUGAUGCCUGUGCUUGAUUAGAGUUGUCCUUCCUUAGAAUACUUUAGGCUGGUACUGACCUCUGCACACCAGGAACACCCUGAAAGACCUGCUGAUUUGGAGAUGCUCUGACUCAGUCGUCUUGUCAAAAAGAUCCUGACUCUUGCCAAUUUGAUCGGAUUCCAGCAAAUCAACUUCAAGAACUGAUUGUUCACCUGCUGUCUAAUAUGUCUCACCUCUUGACAGGUGCCAUUAGAACAAGAUAAUCAGUGUUAUUCACUUCACCUGUCAGAGGUUUUAAUGUUGUGGCUGAUCAGUUUAUGUUUGAUUGACAUACAGACAAACAGUAUCUGUUCUAACUGAUCGACUGUAAAACCUUAACUUCAGGCUGUUGUUUCUCUGUAAGACUAAAAAUAAAUGAGACAGCAGCAUU
Messenger RNA from Lates calcarifer (barramundi perch), 2653 nucleotides. Its product is annotated as CD209 antigen-like protein E. The record is from RefSeq and is a predicted model, not a curated record. The transcript is spliced from 6 exons. Lineage: Eukaryota; Metazoa; Chordata; Actinopteri; Centropomidae. Bases 895 to 1632 code for a protein of 245 amino acids.